AUGGUGGCUUUUCACAUUUAUAGAGCUGUGCAAAUUGUAGUGAAGAAGAUAUCUGUUCUACCUCGCCACACCAAGGUGGUUGUCACCAGGAAUAACAGAACGAAAUUUGUACUUGUUGGCCUCCGAGGCGUUGUCAAGAAGGCUGUUGGGCUUGGAGAAUGGCCGGCUGUGUUCGAUUUAGUGACAGGGAAGGGAGAUGGCCGGCUGUGUUGGCAAUCUACUCCAUUAUCAUAUAGCUUCAAUUUUGUAGUAGUAUUAGUAGUUCAUAUAUCAUCGUCUUCUUCCUCCGUUUCAAGCCCUAAUUUUCCUUCUCUUGGAAGCUUGGAUCAUCAUUUUCUCUCUCCAAUGGCAGAUCACGGCAAGCCUAAAUCAGACAUUUCCUUGGCUGGAACGUUCGCCAGUAGCGCUUUCGCCGCUUGCUUCGCUGAGGUAUCGACUAAUACAGCUUUUACCUCACCGGUUUCAUCACUGUUAUAA
This is a messenger RNA of Ilex paraguariensis (yerba mate), 477 nucleotides long. Lineage: Eukaryota; Viridiplantae; Streptophyta; Magnoliopsida; Aquifoliales; Aquifoliaceae. The record is from the annotation of a GenBank genome assembly.